AUGAUUCCCUACCGGGCGGCCAACGAGUUCGGCGGCUGGCGCCCAGGCGCGGAGCCGCCGGACACCGACUCCGAGGCGGAACUGGAGGCCUUCUACAGGGAGUGUAUGUCCGCAGCGAGCGGGGACGCUGCAGCGGCCUCGUCCAAGAAGCGGUACGAGUACGUCGUCUUCGGCAUAUUCAGGGACCCGAGCGUUCACGUGCCCGAGACGGCGGAGCCGGAGCCGGAGGCCGCCCAGGCCAACCCGCCCAGCCGCAUGUCGGACCCUAUAUACCAGAGCCCGUUGUGCCAGGAGUUCCUGGACACACUAUCGCAUCUUAUGGAGACGCAGCGGGUGGAGGCCAGGCACCUGCUCGCGUACAGGCGGGAUGGAGAGCGCCACGCGCGGGCCUCGCUGAACUUCACGAGCAAGGAGGCCACCGUCAAGUCGAGCAGCGUCAAGGUGAACGUGCACAAGCCCCCCAGCCCACUGGCGGGGCAGUGCACCAUGGUCGAGGCCAACGAGAAGCCAGUGGUCUCUAGCGCGGACGUGGUGGUGCGGCCGAUCGGCGGGGCAGUGAACGCCGACAUCCUGACGGUGCUGCCGCUGUGCGGCUACCGGGUGGUCAGCCGCAUGUUCAUCUGCGGGCACGUAUUCACCAGCAACUACGGCAACCCCUCGCAGGUGGAGGUCGCGGUGCUGCGCCACUACGCCGACUGCAACCCGAACACGCCGGUCUCGCCGGACUCGCUGCUGGUCGAGGUGCGCUGCGUCGGCGACGGCGACCCCGAGACCUACAAGGCGCGACUGCGCGAAUACACGCAACUGCUGUACAAGUACGUAGACUUCUCGCUCCAAUGA
Babesia bigemina is the source of this 840-nucleotide messenger RNA. RefSeq lists its product as hypothetical. The coding region runs from base 1 to 840 and encodes 279 amino acids. The transcript has a single exon. Lineage: Eukaryota; Apicomplexa; Aconoidasida; Piroplasmida; Babesiidae. The record is from RefSeq and is a predicted model, not a curated record.